Messenger RNA from Solanum tuberosum (potato), 1829 nucleotides. RefSeq names its product probable xyloglucan 6-xylosyltransferase 3. Gene Ontology annotation, cellular component: trans-Golgi network; membrane; endosome. Gene Ontology annotation, molecular function: hexosyltransferase activity. Lineage: Eukaryota; Viridiplantae; Streptophyta; Magnoliopsida; Solanales; Solanaceae. The annotation marks the transcript as partial. Gene Ontology annotation, biological process: xyloglucan biosynthetic process. The transcript has 3 exons. The record is from RefSeq and is a predicted model, not a curated record.
AACGACGAUGGUCCAAUUCACAACCCUCAAGAGGCUCACCUCAGCGGGCGCCGGCGCCACCCUCCCCACCGCUCGGUCUCUCGCCGUCGACGUGUAGCAAAUUCAUUCAUCAACCUUAGGCUCACCAUCUUAUGUGGGGUUGUAACAAUCUUAGUGUUACGUGGUACCAUAGGCAUUAACAACUUCUCCUCUAAUAGUCCUUCCCUAAACCAAAACCAAAAACUUGUUGAAGAAACGAAUCGGGUCAUUGCUGAGAUCCGAUACGACGAUAAUGAUAACGAUGAUGAUGAUAAUUUUGAAUAUCCUCAAAAUUCUACCUAUAGUUUAGGUCCAAAAAUCGACAAUUGGGAUUCUACAAGAAAAAGUUGGUUGCAUGGAAAUCCAAGAUUUCCAAGCUAUAUAAAUGGAAAGCCUCGCGUUUUGCUGGUAACGGGUUCACCUCCAAGUCCUUGUGACAACUCAAUUGGGGAUCAUUAUUUGUUAAAGUCAAUAAAGAACAAGAUUGAUUAUUGUAGAAUUCACAAUAUUGAAAUUGUGUACAACAUGGCACAUUUUGACAAACAAUUAUCAGGAUAUUGGUCAAAAUUGCCAUUAAUUAGAAAAUUAAUGAUGUCUCAUCCAGAAAUUGAGUGGAUAUGGUGGAUGGAUAGUGAUGCAAUGUUCACAGAUAUGGUAUUUGAAAUUCCAUUAUCUAAAUACAAUGGAAAAAAUUUGAUCAUUCAUGGAUAUCCUGAAUUAUUAAAUGAAAAAUCGUGGGUUGCUUUGAACACUGGAAGUUUUCUUCUAAGAAAUUGUCAAUGGUCUUUAGAUUUGCUUGAUUCUUGGGCACCAAUGGGACCAAAAGGUAAAAUUCGCGAUGAUGCUGGUAAAAUUUUGUCAGAAAAUUUAAAAGGUAGGCCUAAUUUUGAAGCGGACGAUCAAUCAGCAUUGAUAUACAUGUUAAUAUUGAGGAAUAAUAAGUGGAUGGACAAGGUGUUUGUUGAAAAUUCGUAUUAUUUACAUGGUUAUUGGGCUGGUUUAGUGGAUCGAUAUGAAGAAAUGAUUCAAAAAUACCAUCCAGGUUUUGGAGAUGAGAGAUGGCCAUUUGUGACACAUUUUGUUGGUUGUAAGCCUUGUGGAAGUUAUGGGGAUUAUCCAGUUGAAAAGUGUUUGAAAAGUAUGGAAAGAGCUUUUAAUUUUGCAGAUAAUCAAGUGCUUAAAUUGUAUGGAUUUAGGCAUAGAGGUUUGUCAAGUCCUAAUGUUAAAAGAAUAAGAAAUGAAACUUUUAGGCCUUUAGAGUUUGUUAGUGACUUGGACAUUAGACAUUCUACUCCCUUGAAGCUUCAACUUGGUAAUCUUGUCAAGUUGCUCUUCCAUUUCAGGUGUCAUAUGAUUCUUCCAUUCCCCAACAACUCCUUUUCUGAAAUAUGCACUAUUGUGAAUAUGAGAGAAGAUUGAUCCACUCUUGUUAACCUCCAAGUUCUUAAGCCUCUCCAUGCUACACUUGUUCAAAACUAUCUCCAAAUCCUCUUCAUUAUCAAAAGGCUUUCCAAGAAACAAGGCUAUUUUUGCCACCUCUUUCUUAGGGUCUAUCUUCAAGUCUUCAUACUUUAAGAAUAAUAUUUUUUGAGGCAUUUUUUUACUUUCUUCCCAAUAUUCAAGAACAUGUUCAAAAAAUGGUCCAUACGGAUGAACCCCUUUGCAAAAGUUCUCCACAACUUCUUCUAAAGGAGAGAGAUCUUCUAAACGCUUACGAUUAUUGAAGAAAUGCCACAUAGAAAUUAUGGUAUCUUUAGGAUUUCUUGUUAUGUAUAUAAUCUUGCAAUUAUUCGAAUUUUUUAUUGAAUUUG